Molecule: messenger RNA, 2202 nt
Organism: Dicentrarchus labrax (European seabass)
Lineage: Eukaryota; Metazoa; Chordata; Actinopteri; Moronidae
Gene: ccdc28a
Product: coiled-coil domain containing 28A
Exons: 5
Coding region: 343-921 (192 amino acids)
Source: RefSeq, a predicted model, not a curated record
AUGGGCCCGAUGCGUCCCACCAAAACAGGAAGUUUUUAAGAGUUACGGGCUAGCUAACUAGCCUGCGGAGUACACACGCAAAUGUUCAUGUUUUCACGCACUUUCGCACCGUGUGGACUAUCUGUCAGUGCCACGGAGGACACACGGACAGCUUAGCAACAGAUGUGAGUGAAUGUGUUCAUCGGCGUCUGUUUGCGGUUGUCAGGCUGAAGAUUAGCCGACCAGCUAGCUCGUAAGCUAACGCCAGCUUUAAUACCUGUCACAGGGUUUCUGCGGUGAGUUACAGCGCUGUCUGUUUGUGCUUGGUGUCUGCAGUGUCGGGCGGCACCGUAACAUGAAGUUAUGGAGGAGCGAAAGCUAAAGAGAAAGAGUCCCAGGACCUCCAAUAGCACUGCGGCUCCGACCGGUGGCUCUGGCCGGAAAACAGGCGCCUCCGCCGGGGGACGGCAUGUCGGCUACAGCCAUAACAUGGGAACUCACUCGAGCCAAAAGAGCAAGAGUCGGAGGGCGGUUCGAGAUAAAUCCAAACAUCAUCUGGGUUUGGGUGCUAAAGCUAAUCAGAGCCAAGGCCAGGCAGCACCCACCAUCCAGCACUCCUUUCUGACAGAUGUUUCAGAUGUGCAGGAGAUGGAGAAUGGCCUGCUCAGUCUCCUCAAUGACUUCCACUCAGGGAAACUGCAAGCAUUUGGUAAUGAGUGCUCCAUUGGCCAGAUGGAGCAUGUGAGAGAGAUGCAGGAGAAGCUGGCGCGUUUGCACUUUGACCUCUAUGGCGAGGUGGACGAAAUGCCUGAGGACCAGAGGAAAAUGGCCUGCGACACCAACAUGGACAAAUUACUUCUUAAUCUUGAGGAGCUGAGUUCUUCUAUUCAGAAACUGAACCUAGCCGACUCCCAAGAGAUCCCGAGGACUGCCAGCGUGUGAAAUCUCUCCUCUCAUCUGAACCCCCAUCUGACUCGGGCUGUUUGUUUUAUGCCACCUAGAUGGGCUGCAAAGGAUAAGGUGGAGUUGAAGCAAACUUGAGGCACUUUUAAGUAUUAUGGCAUAAAUAGCAACCAAGCUGUUCACCAGCGUUCCCUGUCUGUACAGGGUGGAUGGAUGUAUUGUAAGAUGUCCUAACAGGGAUGCACUGACAGCCUAAAGACAAUAUAUUAUGUAUGAUAUUAUAUUAUUAUAGUGUGCGUUACAUAGAGGAAGUAUUAAGAUCUAUAAGAUGAUCUGACUUACAUUACAGUUUAUAUAUAUAUAUAUAUAUAUCGGCAUCGGUGUAUCCCUGUUGUGGCCUGUUUUAAAGUCAAGUUUGUGUCAGUUCACUAAUUUCCCAACAGUAUAGAUUUGCAAUACAUUGCUAACCAAAGUGAUAUUUAUAUGACGCACUCACAAUUCACAGGUCUGUCGGUGUGUGUUUAUGGGUCUUUGUUAAAAGUGAACUGACUCCUAACUUACUCCUUUUAGCAAUUUUUUAAGAUAUAUAUAUAUAUAUUAUAUAUAUAUAUAUAUAUAUAUAUAUAUAAAAACUCAUUCUGUUGCACUUUGUCUUAUCUAUCAUCAUAAAAUCAAUCCGUGUCUGUAAUGUCAAACAAAAGACCCAGAGCUAAACAGAAUAUAGAAACAGAAAAUAUGUUUAGAAUUGUUUCUCAACACAAUCGUAGAUCUUGUCUUUGAGACAAUAAAAACCUAUAAAUAUUCCCUGAUUAGAUUUAAACUGUAGUUAAAUUCAUUCAAAUCGGCCAAAACAAUAAUACAACGUACAGUGAGCUGCGUGUUACGGGUAAACAAAAAACUAAGCAGUGACCCCAGUUAGUGGUUUCUUGCUCCGUGUGAGUAGCCUGAUGUCGUCUCCAGCACCUUGCUUAGUGUUGAAUAUAUUUGCACAUAUCCAUUCAAAACGCGGGACACACUGCACAUUAUUCCCCGGUGUGUUAGUUAGACGCUGGAAAAGAUUGAUCCAAAUGUCGACGUCACAACCAUGCCUUAAUUUCUUUGAUUUAAUCAUUUUUGCCUUAUCGGUUUUAACCUUUUUAAUGGACUCACAUGGAAUGAGGUUUGGAUUCUGUGUUUUAAGAUAAUCAUUUGAUGCUGCUUUGAUUGUAAAUCCUACUUUAUUUUGUGACUUAUUUUAACCAGUGUUGUUUGGGGGGGGAUGUGGGACUAUUUUGAAGUGUUUUAACUGUUUUUAUUCACUUAAUAAAUGUGUGGUCUGAA